This is a messenger RNA of Colletotrichum spaethianum, 201 nucleotides long. RefSeq lists its product as uncharacterized. The record is from RefSeq and is a predicted model, not a curated record. The coding region runs from base 1 to 201 and encodes 66 amino acids. Lineage: Eukaryota; Fungi; Ascomycota; Sordariomycetes; Glomerellales; Glomerellaceae. The transcript is spliced from 2 exons.
AUGGCCGAGUUACUUGAGAGUGUUGUCAACGUGGCAAAGAAGGAUGAGGACAAGACCUUAGCCCGGGAUCAAGCUAAGGAAAAUCCCAGCUGGCCUUUUGAUGGACACGAUGAAGAGCCCUCUGAGCAUCCUCUUCUCAAGGCGGACGACACACAACAGGGCGGGUCUGGCAAGUCGGCUCCUGCAGAACAAAACAAGUAG